UCAGGACUGUGCGACUCCACGCUUGCGCUCUGCGGAUCUAACGCUGAUGCAAGAACAUUUCUCGGCGCAGCAUUGUGGAGACUGAUCGAGGGACACAAAGUAGCCUGAUUUCAGUCACUAAUCAGCCCGCAAACAUGUCCGGAGACGAGAUGAUUUUCGAUCCCAACAUGACCAAAAAGAAGAAGAAGAAGAAGAAGCCCUUCAUGCUCGAUGAGGAAGGACAAGAGGGGGGCGGAGGAGAAGAGACUAAAGAAGUGGAGGCGAAGGAGUUAGAACCAGAGAUUGGAGACGAGAAGGAGCUGGAACUGGAUGAAGAUGAAGUCAGGAAGAAAGAGCCGUCCGAUGAUUUGAACGACUUGAACUUCUUCAACCAGAAGAAAAAGAAGAAGAAAUCCAAGAAAUUUGAUAAUGAGGUCGAGGAGGGAAUAAAGGAGCUGAAAAUUGAAGGCGAGCAGACGGAGGUGGUGGAGGAGGACAACCUGGACCUGAUGCUUCCCACCAAAAAGAAGAAGGCAAAGAAAGUGGACUUCGAUGAGGGAGAGCUACUGGAGAAGGAUGACGCUUUGGAGGACGAUGAGGGGAAGAACAAUGAUGGGAUCUCAUUCAGCUCCCUCACAGGACCGACCUGGGCCGGCACUGAAAGAGACUACACUUAUGAUGAGCUACUGUACCGAGUCUUCAACAUCAUGAGAGAGAAGAACCCGGACAUGGUGGCCGGAGAGAAGAGGAAGUUUGUGAUGAAGCCUCCUCAGGUGGUCCGAGUGGGAACUAAGAAAACCUCCUUCGUAAACUUCACAGACAUCUGCAAACUGUUGCAUCGUCAGCCUAAACAUCUCCUCGCUUUCCUGUUGGCUGAGUUGGGAACUAGUGGUUCCAUAGACGGAAAUAACCAGCUUGUGAUCAAAGGCAGAUUUCAACAGAAACAGAUAGAAAAUGUGUUGAGAAGAUAUAUCAAGGAAUAUGUGACGUGUCACACCUGCCGCUCCCCAGAGACCAUCCUGCAGAAGGACACUCGCCUCUAUUUCCUGCAGUGUGAAACGUGCCACUCCCGCUGCUCCGUCGCCAGCAUCAAGACCGGUUUCCAGGCUGUGACGGGCAAGAGGGCACAGCUCCGCGCCAAAGCCAACUAAAAGACCACCGAAACUGGGCUCCCUCCCCUCCUCUCUCGGCCUCCCCUUUCCCCUCAGAGGGGCCGGAGCUGGGGUCGGACGCCCCCUUGAUUCGCUAAAAGGACUCUCUGAAUCGAACUGCGGGAGGGUUUGGCUAUUGUUAAGUUGUGUCGUGGCCUGACCGGGCAGGGAGUGAGAGAGUAUCUAAAGCUGACAGAUUGGGUUCAGGCAUCAUAAGCAGAUGAUGUGUACCAUAUACACAUGUUGGAUGCAUUUGAUUUGUUGUCUGGCUGAUGAAUCCUCCACCUCCUAGGUUGUUUUUUUUCUCAUUUGCUGUGAUUCUUGGUUCGUGCAAGAAAAUCCUGAUUUAACAUGACUUCCUUCUAAUUCUCUCCUCUCCCACUUUACAUACACCAAACAUGAACAUAAAACAUGAAUAUUUCUUUGGAUGAGGAACACAUGUCCUCAUGCAACCAGCCAAACUGUAGUUAAACUAAGUUGAUCUACAAAGACAGAGCUUAGUUUACUCCGUAGCCGUGUGGCUCAUAUGAUCACCUCUCUGUUCUUGAAUUCCACAUCACUUAAACUGAAGAUUGUGUUCCUGAUUCUGUUUCUGGUCUGGCCCUAAAUCACAAAACUGCCAGUCCAGAAUGUUCUGCUCUAGCUUAUCAAAGAUAGAAAUCAGAAUCACCGGGCUGGAAUGCAUACAGUAACUAGUCUGUGACAGGCUCCGAACACAGACCUCGUUUUAAUCAUCUUGUAGAAGGAGACGACCAUAAAGUCAAACAACAAGGGGUUGAUAGACGUCAAUCGAGAGGUUGUUUGUGAGGCAGACAUAGAAAUGAUUCAGUGUGUUUGUGAGUGAUUUUGUGGCAUUGAUGAGCAAUUGUGUACUUCAUUAUUUCCUCCUUCUGAAGUUAAGAUCAACACAUUUUAUCAAUCGGUGGAGAUUUGAUGUGAAAAUGAAUUUUGUCAAGAAGAGCAGGUUUCUUUUGCUCAUGCCGGUCCCCUAACACAAACACCCAAACGCUCCCCCGUUAAUAACAGCUUCUGAGCAGGAAACUCAGAUCAGUCUCCUCUAACAGGUCUUCAUUUUCAAGAAAUUUACACCUCAAGCUAGCCAGAAUAUGUAGAGUUUCAUUCCAAUGCCACUGGAUACUACACAAUAUACAUGAUAUUGGUUCUGUUCUUGUUUGAGAAGAAUGUGGAUAAGAAGGACUGGCUGGAAUAAUUUUAAAACCUGGUUUUUACAAAAAUAAAAUAUUCUACUCUCUCUCUCCA
Messenger RNA from Sebastes umbrosus (honeycomb rockfish), 2390 nucleotides. RefSeq names its product eukaryotic translation initiation factor 2, subunit 2 beta (gene eif2s2). Lineage: Eukaryota; Metazoa; Chordata; Actinopteri; Perciformes; Sebastidae. The transcript has 9 exons. Bases 135 to 1130 code for a protein of 331 amino acids. Gene Ontology annotation, cellular component: eukaryotic translation initiation factor 2 complex. Gene Ontology annotation, molecular function: translation initiation factor activity; translation initiation factor binding; mRNA binding. Gene Ontology annotation, biological process: formation of translation preinitiation complex; translational initiation; formation of cytoplasmic translation initiation complex. The record is from RefSeq and is a predicted model, not a curated record.